GAUGUACAUACAUAUGCGCAAGAGUAAUUAAUUAUUAAUUAAGAGAGUAUUCUUGCUUUUGGGCUUCAAAAAAUCGAUUUUUUUUGCAUUUUUGAAUACUUUGAACCUUUUAGAAUAUAUUUUCAUUUGUUUUAAGGCAAUUUGAGUUCUUAAACUGGUCUAGAAAGUCGAUAAACGGAUGCGCGUCACGCAGCUACACGACCGCUCGAACGACCGACCGUUACACUCUUUCAAAUUUUUUUUGUCAAGGCUAGGUGCUCUCUAUACACACAACUUUAGAGUGUUAGAAUGUUUGUAUUAUCAAAUAUACGCUAUAGAAUAUACGUUAUAUGAAUGUGUGUGUGUGUGAGAGUCCGAGAAGAGCAUACUAGAGGCAAAUAAAAAGGAAUCAGUCUGUUGCUGAAGCGUGUGGCUAAUAGUCUGUUUUCGAAUAGUCGUCUGUUUACAAGGUAUAAUUUGCAAAGAUGUGGCGACACUCGUUAAAACGUAAAGGAAAAAUAAAUAAGUCAAAAUCGGUGUAAAAAUAAAAAAAUUUUGUAGACGCGAGAGAUCAAAAGCGCAUAAAACGCUCGGAACACCGGACGUCCGAUGAGGCAAGAAUUGGAAAAUCUAUAAGCAGACAAGACAAAUCUGCUAAUCAUGCACUUUUUAAUAUACGAAAAAGGAUCCUUGUAUGGUGCUGGAAUAGCAGAUUAGAGAUAAUUUCUGCAUCUUAAAUCGUGGCAAUAGUGAGCCGACGUUUUUUUGAUACGCCUAUACGGACACGCCCAUAACUUUUAUAAAAAAUUUUUAAUGUUUGCAAAAAUUUAUAAAGAAUAUGGAAGAAGCAUAGAAGAAUAAAAGUACCAAGUUGUAAAUUUAUAACUUUUAUACUUUUUCCAAAAAAAAUUCCUCUUGACAAAAAAAAAACGCGUCAAAAACAGUACCGAAAACGAGCAUAUCCCCUUAAUUACGAUGAAAUGUCAUUAAAAAAGCUUCAAUGUUACGUCAAUGAAUGCAGGAAACUUCUAGAAUGUAUAUUUGUCGUCGCUUCCAGGAAGUAGUUUAUUAGUAAAAAGCACCACGGCGUAAGAGAAAUAAAAUGGGUAUCGAAAGCAUUUUGGCAGGAGGUUUGACUUCGGCAUCCAGCGGACUGUCAUGGUUCUUUCCAGUUCUUGCUGCGGCGCUUGUCUAUUUUCAAUACGAAGCCCUAGACAAUGAAGCACCGCCGAUUAACGUACCGUCGGAGAUGCUGUUACCAUCGUAUGAUUUUAUAGUAAUAGGCGGCGGAUCGUCAGGAGCUGUAGUUGCGAGUCGUCUAUCUGAAAUCGAAGACUGGAAUGUAUUGUUGCUUGAAGCAGGCGGUGACGAAACGGAGAUUUCGGAUGUGCCAUUGCUCGCCGGUUAUCUUCAACUGAGUCAACUAGACUGGCAAUACAAAACCGAGCCACAGGGUGAUGCUUGUUUAGCGAUGGAAAACGGUCGUUGCAAUUGGCCGAGAGGCAAGGUGAUCGGAGGAUCGAGUGUGCUAAACUACAUGUUGUACCUGAGAGGUAACAAGCGAGAUUAUGAUAUAUGGGAACAGCAAGGUAAUCCUGGCUGGGCAUUCCGCGACGUGUUGCAUUAUUUCAAAAAAUCGGAGGACAAUCAAAACCCCUAUUUAGUUCGGACGCCGUAUCACGCAAGCGGCGGAUACUUGACUGUGCAGGAGGCACCAUGGCACACGCCCUUGGCGGCGGCCUUCGUUCAAGCUGGCCAAGAGAUGGGCUACGAAAAUCGUGAUAUCAAUGGCGAACAUCAAACCGGCUUUAUGAUCGCCCAGGGUACCAUCAGGCGCGGCAGCCGUUGUUCAAGUGCGAAAGCUUUUCUUAGACCGGCCAGACUCAGAAAGAAUCUACACGUCGCGAUGUACGCGCAAGCGACCAAAGUUUUGGUGUAUCCCAAAUCAAAGCGUACUUAUGGGGUAGAAUUCGUCAGGAAUGGCAAAGUAUUUCGUAUACGCGCAGAGAAAGAAGUGAUUGUGUCUAGUGGUGCGAUAAAUUCACCUCAGUUACUUAUGCUGUCAGGAAUUGGACCAAGGGAACAUUUGCAAGAACUUGGAAUCGCUGUAAUUCAAAACUCCAAGGUGGGCUAUAAUCUUCAAGAUCAUGUUGGCCUGGGAGGACUCGCGUUCAUGGUCAACCAGGAAAUUUCCAUGGUUGAGAAACGGCUGCACAGCACGCAAACGGUGAUGCAGUACGCUGUGCUGGGUGACGGACCUCUGACAGUAUUGGGAGGCGUCGAAGGCAUCGCUUUUGUUAACACGAAAUAUGCAAAUGCCUCAUUGGAUUUUCCCGACAUCGAGCUGCACUUCGUUUCCGGGUCGACCAAUUCGGACGGCGGUAGACAGAUAAGAAAGGUGCACGGACUGACAAAGCAGUUUUAUAACGCCGUUUUCGGGUCGAUCAGCGACAAAGAUACGUGGAGUGUGAUCCCCAUGUUGUUGCGACCGAAAAGUCGCGGUAUAAUUAAACUGCGCAGUAAAAACCCGUUUGAUCACCCUCUCAUUUAUCCAAACUACUUCAAAGAACCAGUCGAUAUUGCCACAUUGGUCGAAGGAGUAAAAAUUGGUGUCGCCCUCAGCAGAACCGCCGCCUUCAAACGAUUCGGAAGCGAGCUAAACUCGCAGCAGUUUCCAGGAUGUAAAAACAUUCCCAUGUACACCGAUCCUUACUGGGAAUGUAUGAUCAGGCAUUAUAGUGCCACUAUCUAUCAUCCGGUUGGAACAUGCAAAAUGGGCCCUUACUGGGAUCCUGAAGCCGUCGUCGAUCCGCAGCUCAGGGUUUACGGUGUGGCUGGGCUUCGUGUGAUUGAUGCUUCGAUCAUGCCAAAUCUUGUGAGUGGGAAUACUAACGCACCAACGAUUAUGAUUGGUGAACGUGGAUCGGAUAUGAUCAAGGAAUAUUGGUUGAAAUGGAAAAGCAGACCAGAAACGGCUAACACGCAAUUGAUAUAUCGAGAAGUUACUCUGAGUGUUAUGAUUAUUACACGACGGCUGACAUCAAAUACCAUGAUUCGUCUGACAGCAGCAUAUAUGCUGAUUACAUCCUUAAAUUUCAAAAUUUUCCUUACAAUGUUGGGAUGUCUCAUUAUUAAUAUGCGUCCAGACAUUGUAGACAAAAAGAACCGUGUGCAAUCAGUAGUGACGGAAAAGCUAUUAGUUGAUUAUGAUUAUGUGAUAAUUGGCGGAGGAUCAGCUGGCGCUGUAUUAGCCAGCCGAUUAUCGGAGGAUGAAGAUCGUACUGUGCUCUUGCUCGAAGCCGGUGCCGAUGAAUUGACUUUAACUGACGUGCCCAUAAUAACUGGAACUUUGAAAAAUACACUCUUCGAUUGGAAAUUUAAAACAAAAUCAUCAUCCAAUUAUUGUCUGGCGAUGAGAAAUCAUGAAUGCGAAUGGAUAAGGGGAAAGGUGCUAGGUGGUAGCAGUGUGCUAAAUGCGAUGCUUUAUAUCCGUGGUAACAAAAGAGAUUAUGACUCUUGGGCAACUUUCGGUAAUGCGGGUUGGGAUUACGAAAGUAUUCUACCGUAUUUCAAAAAAUCCGAAGAUACAAGAGUUGAGGAACUCAUCGACUCGCCUUACCAUCAAAAGGGCGGAUAUCUGACGGUGGAACGUUACAAGUAUAAUCCACCAAUUGUCGAUUAUAUUAUUCGCUCCGGCGAGGAGCUGGGAUACAAAGUGCGCGAUGGAAAUGGUGAAAAUCAGACCUGUUUCAUGUAUUCUUACGGUACUUUAAGAAAUGGAUUGCGAUGCAGCACUGCUAAAGCUUUUCUUCGACCCGUCUCAACAAGGAAAAAUUUACAUGUCAGCUUGGAAUCGUUCGUGGAGAAAAUAUUAAUAAAAGAAGAUGGCAUGACGAAGAUGGCAUAUGGAGUACUGUUUCGUAAAGGCACGAAACGUUUCACAAUUAGCGCAAAACGCGAAGUGAUUCUCUCUGCGGGUGCGAUACAGUCGCCGCAAUUGCUAAUGCUGUCGGGAAUCGGGCCAAGUCAACAUCUCAAAGAGAUGAAGAUAUCUGUGGUGCAUCAUGCACCCGGUGUAGGACAGAAUCUUCAAGAUCACAUUGGAAUGGCCGGAAUUAUUUAUAUUAUCGAUCCUCCACACAAUAUCUCACAACAAGACAAAUUCACUUUAAAAUUUUCCGAAAUUCAGUUGGAAGCCAUUAGAGAAAUGAUGUUGAACAAUUCAGGUCCGCUCUAUACGACAGCAUUCUGCUCGGCAACAGCAUUUAUUAACACCAAAUAUGCAGACGAGACGAUCGAUUAUCCAGAUAUACAACUGUUGUUCUCAGCCUUUUCAGACUUCGGAUCUUUCACAACAAAUGUAUACGGGAUUGAGCCAUACGCGGCCUCUAGCUUGUAUGAAAAUAUUACAGAAAACGUUGAAACUUUCGGAAUUUUUCCGCUCCUACUGAGACCACGUAGUAGGGGUUAUAUCAAACUCAAAUCGAUCGAUCCGAACGAAGCUCCGGUUAUUGUUCCAAAUUAUUUCGAUGAUCCUUACGAUCUGCAAGUUUUGGCGGAGAGUAUGAAAUUCGUGGAAAAGUUGAGUCGUACUCGUCUCAUGCGAAAGUUAAACGCACGAUUGAAUCCGAAUCUGAUAUCAGGAUGUUCGCAGUUUGAUGGUUCGUCAAAUGAGUAUUGGGCUUGCUACGCACGUCACUUCACAUCGACGAUUUUUCAUCCAGUUGGCACCUGCAAGAUGGGUCCUGCCAAUGAUGAUCACGCAGUCGUUGAUGCAAGAUUAAGGGUCCAUGGAAUUGCGAGAUUACGGGUAAUCGACGCGUCGAUCAUGCCGCACAUAGUUUCGGGUAAUACUAAUGCGCCGACGAUUAUGAUAGCGGAGAAGGGUGCUGAUAUGAUAAAAGAAGAUUGGUCAUGAUUUCGUUGAUGCUGAAAAAUGCGUGCAAAAGAUUACGUGUGUCAGAUCAACAUAAUUUCCCAUAAUUCUGUCCUUUUACAAUUGUUUCAACUUUGUUAUGUUUUAAUUAAUUGUAGACAAUAACUGUAAGAUACUUUUCGACUGUAAAAAAUACUUUUUUCAGAAUUUUAUUUAAAAUUUUAGAAUAGCGAAAGAGAUCUAGAGAUCGAAAAAUUCUAUUGAACGAGUUGUAAAGCGCUUAUUGUUAGUUGUAAUUAUUAAAUAAAUAUACGUGUUGAAAAGGUUUUGUCCCUGUAAUUUAUAUAAACUUUUCAUAAUUGA
Molecule: messenger RNA, 5218 nt
Organism: Linepithema humile (Argentine ant)
Lineage: Eukaryota; Metazoa; Arthropoda; Insecta; Hymenoptera; Formicidae
Source: RefSeq, a predicted model, not a curated record